UGUCCUCUCUGGUGGUGAUGCUAAACUAGAGAGCCGCCGCUUGGCCGCCUUACCUGGAAUGGAUUUAGAGGAAGCUUUUCAAGUUGUCGGCGAGUUUGGACCUUACCAGAAGCGGGCGGUGUCUGUCCUUGUUCUGACACAGGUGUACAUGGCCUGUCAGUCCAUGCUGAUUGUUCUGAUUGGAUUCACGCCACAGUAUCGCAUCGAGCAGCAGGACGGUGUCCCAUCCAACCAGCAGGAGCUCCUCCAACACGUCACCUUUACCGAGGACGUCGACUCCAUAGUGACAGAGUGGUUUCUCAUCAAGCAGCAGGCAUAUAAGGUCAGCCUAGCUGGAUCGUUGUUCUUCGCCGGGCUUCUGGUCGGGAACAUCAUCUUUGGGCCACUCUCUGACAGGAUCGGCAGGAGACCUGUCUACUUGACAUGUCUGUUUUUUGAGGUGGUCUUUGGUUACGUGACCGCCUUGGCCCCCAGCUACGAGGUCUUCGCCCUGUCUCGUUUCCUGGUGGGGCUGAUGAACGGCGGCAUCAAUGUCUCCUGCUUCGUUCUCACUCAGGAGUACGUGGGCAAGUCCUACUGGGCCAUGACUGGGACGUUAGUCAACAUGAGUUUUGCAGUCGGCAUCGCCCUGUUUGGAGCUCUGGGCUACCUUGUCCGGCCGUGGAGGAACCUGGCCAUAGUCGCUAACUCAUCUGGUGUCCUGUUCUUCCUGCUGUCUGUAGCUCUUCCAGAGUCUCCUCGUUGGCUGUAUUCUCAGGGUCAGACGGAGCGAGCUGAAGAGGUUCUGCGCUACAUGGCGCUGAGGAACGGCAACACUGCCAACAACCUGAUGCUGCAACGUGUCGGUGCUGCAAAGGCCGGUAACCGCAACAACAGGGGAGCGGGUGUCCUGCAGCUGGUGAUCCAUCCAGUCCUCCGUCUGAGGACCAUGGUGCUCAUGUUUGUCUGGUAUGCGUGCAGUCUGGUGUACUAUGGUCUGACUCUGGGGGCCAGUGACACAUCUGGUAGCCGUUAUGUCAACGUAGCCAUGUAUGGCCUGGUGGAGCUGCCUGCCUACCCGCUCUGCAUAUACUUCAUCAACAAACACUGGGCUGGGAGGAGGAAGAGCAUGGCUAGCUUCCUGUGUCUGGCUGGCUCCGCCUGCCUCUGCACCAUGUUCAUCCCUGAAAACACAGGGACGUUGCUGAGCAUUACGUCGUUGGCGCUUCUGGGAAAACUAAUGGUCAGUGCAGCGUUCAACAUCGCCUACGUCUACACCUCUGAACUCUACCCAACUGUUAUCAGGAACGCUGGUUUGGGCGUUUGUUCUAUGUCGUGCAGAGUUGGAGGAAUCCUCGCACCGUUUGUUCCUUCCAUGCGGGCUCUCCACGCGUCCAUGCCCUUCACUGUGUUCUGUCUGAGCGGCCUGUCUGCAGGCUGUCUGGGCCUCCUGCUGCCUGAAACCCUCAACAGACCUGCAGCAGAGACUCUGGAGGAGCUCAGCAGCCCGACCCACAGCCGAGUGCUGGAGAGCAAGGCUCUUUUAUAUGAAGAUGACAAAUGAAAAAUCAAAGCACAAAUGAAGCCAGCGGCCUCCAGUUGUCAUCACCAGAGCAGCUCAGAGCAGCGGCACAGAUUGUCCUCACCUCAUUCCUUAAUAUGGAACUACUGCCUCAAAAAACGGUGAACUGACCUUUUAAAUUAACUUGAGGGACCGAUCACCAUGUUUACGUCUGUGAACUCUGACAUUUCAAAUGGGGUGUGGGAAGUAGAUGCUGCCUUCAGAGAGUGUGCGUAACAGACUCGACGGUUCCUCAUGUAUGUAAUUUUACAGAAACAGUCGAACAGUCGACCCCGAUCCUUUUAUUUAAUUUCCUGAAUAUCGUCAUGGUGCUUGUGCCUUACUCGGAGGUUGACAGCCGAGAGAGGCAGCAAAGAUAUGACUGAACUGAUUCAUGACUGCCAUUACAUGUCAGAGAUGGCGGGAAGUUGGAAAACCAAACUUGCCGCCAGUGACAGUUCCCAAAACAGAGUUAUUUGACAUGACGCCACACAUUUUUAGUUUACACAUGUGCAGUUUUUCUUAAAAUACAGUGAAGUUAGAUUUUUUUAGGAGUGCAUUUAUUUCCAGGAGGAAAUGAGCCUGAUGCUCUUGUGUCUCCGGCAGCGUCUCUAGCUCCAUCCUGUACACAUGCUAAAGUGUUAGCAUGCAGUUGCUAAGAGUAGACACACACUAAUUGGGGAAUGUUUACAGAUUUGAUUGGGUACAACGUUAGCUGUUGUCAUGGGAACAGGAGCUGAGUUUGACACAUGUUGUCAAGAUUAAAAUCUAGCUGAAUGUUUUUUUGGGUGUCCGACACUGUAAAAGGUCACAGUACAUGUUCAAACCUGUGACUAUGAGUGUGUUUACAUGCACGGUUUUCAAAGCAAGUGGACCCUUUUCCAGUUGACCUAUUAUGUCUCAGAACAAACAAUCAACAAACAAGUGAGCUACGGUUAGAUAGCGGCAAACUGGUACCAUGGUGGACAACUGUACAGCUCUGUUCAUUUUGUACGUCAGAAAACGCACAGCUCUGGAUGUAGAUUUCGCCAUGUUGUUACUGGCUUCUUCUUCUGUCAGGCAUUUAAUGCUAUUCGACUUCUGGGAAGAAUUCAACUCCCAAUUACAUUACCUAGGUGUGUUAGUCCGACUUUGACAAAUUCAAUUUAGUGUGAUUACAGUCGGACUAAAAUGUUUAUAUGUAUUUUAAAAGUCUGGUUUUAGUCGGCUAAGACAAUAAAUACAUUUUUUCUAAUGUCGUGUAAACAUACUGACUGAAACUAAGUCCUUGUCAAGCAAGAGUGACGAUUCUCACUUGACCAAUCAAUGGACUGCUUAAACUGAACUCAGCUGAACAGGAUUGCUUGGUGAAAACGAGAGUCUUGAUGCCAAACAUAUUACCCUGCUGAUCCAUCAGGGCACCGUCAUACAGGACAUAGUUUAAGUUUUCUGUGCAGCAGGUUUCACUCAUCAGAGUUUUAGCUCUUUGUGUAGAUGACAGGAAAACCCGUCGCUUUUUUAGCAAUAGAGUUUAAGUUAUACAUUCUUGUGGCAUAGAGGUGAAGUCACAUUACACUCACUUCCUGCGAUUUUUCUCCCAUUCACUUUAAUGGCAGUUUGUGUGACUCACAGGUCAGCACUACACUGGACACAACUUGAUCACUCUCAAACUGUACCGUGCCAGCAAGAAAUAUAAAUGAAUAAGUAACAAGCAAAGAAAAUAAAACACAAUGCCCGGCAGUCAGCUUUUUAAUAAACUCAUCAAAGCUUUAAUCAUUUCAUCAUCAUUUUAUGCAAAAUCAUGCAACACUACAGCCUGAGGGUCGGUCAUGAGCUGAAGGCGGAAGUUUUUGGACCUCGUGGGGGAAUCAUUAUUAUUGUGUAGGUCAGAUUUUUUUUUUUUUUUACUUCAACUUUAUUACUAUUAUUAUCCCGAAGGAAAUGUGAUCCGCAGCAGGCAUUGAGACGCCAGAAAUACGUAAAGUACAACAUCAGAAACAAAUACAAAACUGACUGCAUGAAGCUGGUGACAAGUGGGUCCAAUACAAGUCAGUCAUUUCACCCCAGCUGUGGGCUGAGUUAUGUUUAUUUUCUCUUAUCAUGUGUGGAGGGGUUUAAAGGCCACAACUAAAAUAUAAAUGAUUAUCUAAUUAAAUGCUUAAACAGAUGAAUAAAUGUAUAAAUAUAUUGCUGGACAAGUUUGACAAGAAGAAACAUAGCGACGCUGGUUCUGUUUAGUGGGGUGCAGCAGUUUUUCUGCGUCAAUAGAGCGACAAAAAUGAAUUUGGACAAAAAAAGAAAAUUAUGCUUUUGACCGAUGUCUGAGCCCCAUUUUAACAUCACAUUUCACCACCCCAUAGCAUCCUCGUGUGCACUGCAAUGCACAGAAGGACAUUUCCUGUGAUCUUUUCUGGCCAACAAUAAUUCAUUUCAAUUUAAAAAUACAUCAGCAACCAGCUUAUCUUCGGUUUUUCCCAAAUCUGUUUAACGUUAAAACAGAACUAAGGAGGAAGCAAAUCUGGUUGAAGUUAAUAAUCUGACAUUUGAGUGACUCCUUCUUUACAACGAUGAUUCCCAACUGGUUGGUCCCGCUCCAAAAGUGGGUCCUGAGGGUAUUCUGAAUGGACCACAAGUGACUCACAAAUGUUUUAAAUCUGUAAAACCAUACCUUAUUUUGAAGUACAGUGAAUUUCUGGCACAGAGCUUUUACUUUGAAGUGCUGUUUCCUGCUGUAACGGUCAGCUGUAUGACAGAGACAGCAAAAUAGCCCAAUGACACAGCCAAACGCAAGUAUGACGCUGAAUAUUUUCACCUCUGUGGACCUUGAACAAAUGACUAAGGCGAAAUCUGGACCCCGUAGCUGCACCAGUUGGGAAUCACUGCUCUAUAACAUGUAAAGCAGUGAUUCCCAAAGGAAAAUGUUGUUGGAAAUUCUGCCGUGUUUCAAGCAUGCUCAACUGUAAUUGGAGCAAAGAGCAAAAAGGGCGGGACCUCAUUUAUUUAAGCAUUUUAUUAUAUGAUUAUUGAUGUAUUUAUAUAUUUAGUUUCAGCCCUUAAACCCUCUAUGAACCUCAAGGUCUGUGUGUGUGUUUAUGUGUGUUUUGGAUGCAGUCUUUGCCUCUUAACAAAUCUGUAAUUGAUGAAAAGUCUCAGACACACAUUUAUGUAAAAGAGUAAACAGAAUUUACACAUAGUGUCAGCAGCAAAGCAAGAGGUGCUAACAGAAAUUAAUCUUCAGUCAAAACCACCACUCUUCUUCUUCUGUGUGUGCGUCAAAUGAUUUUAUCACUGCCGUCUGUGCCUUUAACUCCAAAGUUCAGAUUUCAGAUGUGAAAUGUUGACACUAAAUCCUAUGUAAGAUAUAAUUUAGAUGUAAAUAGAGAUAUGAAGAUAUUAGUCGACUGAGAUGUUUUAUAUGACAUCAUUUUGUAUGGUGUAUACAAUCAUGCUAUUACAGUGUGUGCUAUGUAGACGAUGUAAAAUGUCUCUGGGUCCUUAAGAUUUUAAAUGAUCUAUUUAUGCUGAAGUCAGUAAGCGGUUGAAAAAUCCAGUUGUCUCGUUUCGUUCACUAUGAUGACACUCAGGUGGAUGCAGAACAUACUGUUGUUUAUACAAUUAAAGUUUGUGUCUCCUAA
This is a messenger RNA of Epinephelus fuscoguttatus (brown-marbled grouper), 5154 nucleotides long. RefSeq names its product solute carrier family 22 member 15 (gene slc22a15). Bases 59 to 1543 code for a protein of 494 amino acids. The transcript is spliced from 13 exons. Gene Ontology annotation, cellular component: membrane. The record is from RefSeq and is a predicted model, not a curated record. NCBI's taxonomy places the organism in Eukaryota, Metazoa, Chordata, Actinopteri, Perciformes, Serranidae. Gene Ontology annotation, molecular function: transmembrane transporter activity. Gene Ontology annotation, biological process: transmembrane transport.